This is a messenger RNA of Closterium sp. Yama58-4, 1386 nucleotides long. NCBI's taxonomy places the organism in Eukaryota, Viridiplantae, Streptophyta, Zygnematophyceae, Desmidiales, Closteriaceae. The record is from the annotation of a GenBank genome assembly.
AUGUUAAAUUACCCAAACCCGAGUCGAGCGGCGCGUCUCAAGAAGGCGGGACGAGAGGGUUACAGGAGAGUGAAAAAAGCGGCGAUUGUCGCAUGGACGAAGACAGCCCGCGCCGCGGAGCGUUUGAGGCGCGUGGCGUUCGCAUUCCUGCCAUCCUCAGGCUCGAAGCGCGUCGACCGCCGUCGUUCCGCCGUAUCGACAUCAUCCGUCGUCCCCCGUGCUGCCUCCCCUGUCACAUGCGCAAGAACCCCUCAAGCCGCGGCAGCAGCAUCGACGGAGUACGGCCGCGAAAGCCGGAGCCGAUGGGGACGUGCGAGUCCUUUCAACGCAAGCCCCUGUCUCCCCUUCCGCGUCUUCCCUUCCGCGCUUCUUCCGCCGCGUUUUUGCUUCCGCGGUGGUUCCCCUCGCUCCACCGCGUCUACCGCCGCCUCGACCGAGUCCGCCAAUGCCAAUCGCGCCGUUUCCUCUUCCGCCGCCGCCUCUCGCGCAGCUAGCAGCUCUCCGCCGCUAGCUGGCCCCGCAGUAGACUCCACCGCCGCAUCCACCCCUUUCUUCGCUUCCGCCUGCAUUACUAACCAAUCCGCUGCUUCCACGUCAUUCAGCAGCGUUUCCGUGUGUUCCUCAUUACCUAGAAACACCUCUUCCUCUUCCUCCGCUCCUUCAUUUUCCGCACGUCGUAAUAAAUCUGACUUGCUCACCAACCCCGCCGUCGCCGCUUCCGACUUUGGUUUCGCCCUCUCUCCGCCUGCUUUUGAAGAGGCCGAUUCUCACGCCGAAACUCACGCCGCAACUCACGCCGCUUCCCUCGACGAUGGUUCCGCGUCUUGGAAGCGCACCAUGUCGAUAGCGAUCCCCGCAUGCGGAGAGGCGCGGGAGGCCGACUCGGAAGGAGGAGUGGCGGGGAAAGAGCCGGGGGAAACGGCGGAAGCGGCGGAGGAACUGGCGGAGUGCGAUCGCCUGAGCGCCUGCGCGCAGGACUCUACGCCGAGAAAGGGUCGGGGCGCGCUGGCGGAAAAUCUGGCGUCGGCGCUGGCGGACGAUCUAAGCGGGGCGGAGCUGGCGGACAGUGCAUCGGGGCCAGCGCACAUCUCAAGCAACAUAUUGGACGGCGCAGCGAGUGGCGGAAAUGCAAUUUCCGCCCUUAGCCCCCCGCCUCCUUCCACCUCUCGGUUCCUCUCCGCUCUACGCUCGUCUUUCAGGCGCUCAUCUGCUGACGUGGUGCCUGUCGUGGUUGCGGGUUCGAAUCCGAGGGACAGUGUAACUCCUGUUGUUACUGCGAAAAUCCAGAAGCAGCAAUGGCGCCGUCGAAAUAUUCACCAACAGGCGUUCUGGCGUGUGAGGCCGAUUCUUGGAGUCCCCCUUAUGAGCAGCACCGCGACAAUGUAA